CAGGCAACAACAUCAGCUGCUUUAUUUUUCUUCAUCUUCUUCAUCAUCGUCGUCGCGUGGGAGAAGAACCGCCGGUUCGCAGCAGGUGAUGAUCACGGAUUAAUAUUUUAUUUUUGUUUUUUCUUAAGGACGAUGAAGAGAUUUAAUCCCUGUGAAGCAAUGGCCCAAGAAACCAACCAGAGCCCAGUGCCCAUGCUGUGUGCCACAGGCUGUGGUUUCUAUGGCAACCCACGGACCAACGGCAUGUGCUCCGUAUGUUAUAAGGAACACCUGACGCGGCAGCAGAGCAGCGACCGCAUGAUGAGCAGCGACCGCAUGAUGAGCAGCGACCGCAUGAUGAGCAGCGACCGCAUGGCCUCAGCUGUCAGUCCUACCUCAGAGGCUUCAGCCAUCCAGAGGUUAGAAGCCAGUUUAGCCAAAGUCGAAGCUUCUUCAUCUGCUUCCUCAGCUGAGACGUCUAGCAAUGUUCAAGGAUCUCUUCCUGUGACUCAACAAAUGACAGAGAUGAGCAUCUCCAGAGAGGACAAGCCUGAAAUCCUCGACCCUGUUGUAAUCCAGCCGGCUGCUUCUAGUUCUGCUCCUGCAGCAGCUUCACCCGGCAGCGACGAAAACCAGGGCGACGCCCCCAAACCUAAGAAGAACAGGUGCUUCAUGUGUCGCAAAAGAGUGGGCCUCACAGGCUUCGACUGUCGCUGUGGUAACCUGUUCUGUGGAAUCCACCGAUACUCCGACAAGCACAACUGUCCCUACGACUACAAGGCCGAGGCCGCGGCCAAGAUCCGCAAAGAGAACCCUGUCGUCGUGGCCGACAAGAUCCAGAGAAUAUAGAUCAGAGAGCAACCUUUGACCUUUGACUGGAGUACGAGUGUGAACCUCCUGAGAUCGGCGGCAGCGACAGAGCGAGUGACGAUGGAAAGGACUUGAUUUACAAAAAUGACACGACCUCAAGAAUAAUAUGGCGGGAUAAAAGAGGAAAGAAGGCGGAGCUGGUGUGUGAGGGAGAUGAAUGCAUGAAUUAAGUCAUUAGUUUGUUUUAUCCGUGGUGUGAUUUUUCUUUUCUUUUUGCUGCUGUCGAGUCCUCCUUCUGUUUUUAUGAUGGUCUUAUGAAAAGCAGCCCAGGUUAACGUUCCAGGAUAAGCUGCGCUCCUCUCACCCAAACCAGGCGCCAUUUUGUGCCAAACCGUCGGCGGCCAUUUUGUCAGACCCUCUGCCAAGUGUUGGUCACGUGUCCCUCAAACUUUGAACUUCCCGUUCCGGCCCCCGUUGGCACCGUUGAGUCAAAUGUUUUGGAGAAGCGUAACUGAAGCAUAGCGUAACUGCCCCCCACUGUGCACAGGGGGCGCCGUUACUCUGUCUUUCCACAGCUUUACCUACCUCACAGCUGCUGUGUUAAGCUUUGCCGUCUUCCCGUUCACUUUAAUUUGAUCCCAGCAGAAACCAUGGGUCAGCCUCGGUGACCAUGUGAUCAGAGAGGCCUCAUCCACACGACUAUAAUUCAUCUGUCGUCCACACUUUACCCCAGUGUUUUCAGUCGUCUGGAAGGAAACAGUGACCUUUAAAAAUACUCACAAUCAAUUCUUGUCAGACACAACACGACUCUCAACAAUACUCCAUAAAUUUUAAAAAAGCAAAAAUUCUGCUCCCGGUUUUCUGUCGUCCACACUACCCCAGCUUUGAAAACACUGCUAGUGUUUUUGUUUGAAAACAAAACAAACCUUAUGAGCUGCAUUUUAGUCUGGACAAAGACCUUUAAAAAUACUUCUUGUCAGCCACAACAUGACUUUCAACUGUAAACAGAAAGCUCCUGUUAAUACUCAAGAUCCACAUUAAUCCGUUUUCUAAAAAAAAAAGAAAAAAGAAAAGCAUCAAUUCUGGUAUUUUCAAGCCCUGAAAACACAGGGCAAUGUUGCUCAGUUUUUUUAUCGUUUGAGAACCUAACAAACUCAAAUGGCUUUUUUUUUUCAGUCUGGACGGAAACAGAGACCGUUGAAAAUAAAGGCACAUUAACUCUAAAUCAUUUAUUGGCCAAAACGUGCCUGUCAGUCAGCUGUAAAGGAUCAGCUUUGAUUAAUCCAGUUUCAUUUUUAAAUAAUGCAUAAAUUAGUCCACACUUAUCCAGUGUUUUCAUACCCAGAAACACUGCUGGUGUUGUUUUUGUUUGAAAAUUCAACAAACUCAGUCAGCCUCAUUUUAGUCAGGACUUUAAAAAUGAUGAUGCAUUUAUUUCAGCUCCUAGGCCACAUCCACGUUACUGCAAUUUCAUAUUUUUAAAAAGCAUAAAUUCUGUUCCAGGUAUUCCAGGAUCUGUCAGGUCAUGUGAUUCAUGUGUGUUGUCAGUGUGGACACAGAUUUGAAAGUGUAGUCGCGUGGAUUCUAAGCCUCGCAGGUCUUGAUUGUGAUGAGGCUGUUUUCCGGAGUUUUCAGUGGACAUGCUAACAGCUAACGGAUUAUCCAGACUGGGCUUGAUUGUAAAUCCUGGACGCCUGGUGCAGCAGGGGGCGUGUGCGAGAAGAAGGACAGCCUCCCUCUUCUCUGGCAGAUCAUGUGACUUUAGGCUACGAUUAUUGUUGGGGCAUGAAUGAACGAAUGAAUGAAUGAAUGCAUGAUGACGUAAUCUACGCCUGCACGCGUGUUACUUUGGGGGUUUUACACGUUUUAUUUGCUUAGCGACAAUUAUGUUCCGUUCCCUUUUUAUUAUUAUUUUCUUUUCUCUUCCAUUGAUUUUGAACUCAUGUAUUCUGUGCAUUUGUGGAAUUAUGUGGAAUUAUGUGAAUAUGAAAGGAUUAGGGCCACAAGUGAACUUGUUUUUUUGUUUUUUUAAAAUUGAAAUAUAAAAAACAGGAAGAAAAAUCUGAAAUAGAUUUUUAAUCACGGAAUGCUAAGAUGAAACGAUUAAAAAUAGAAUUCUGACUUCAAUCUUAUAAAUCUUGACUUUAAUCUCAGGAUUCUGAGGAAACGAUUCUGGAUUAAAUCUCAAAAACAGAAAACAAAUCUGAAUUCUGACUUGAAUUUUUACUUUAAUCUCAAUGAAUUCAGAGAUUAAAUUCAUUCUGACCCUUUUCUAUUUUUUGUUCACAUGUGGCCUUCGUCAUCUUCCAUAAUGUGAACCAUUUCAAUUUUUUUUAUAUACGCUAACAAGUGUGUGUGUGUGUGCGUGAGUGAGUGAGUGUGUGUGUGUGUGUGUGUGUGUGUGUGUGUGUGUGUGUGUGUGUGUGUGUGUGUGUGUGUGUGUGUGUGUGUGUGUGUGUGUGUGUGAAGCUCCCUGGUUUUAUCAGCACAUGUUUACAGAACUACAGGAGCAUGCCAGAGUUAGACUUAUGAAAAAUAAUAGAAAACUAAGAUUAGAUGUUAACUUCUCAUCUUUCUAACAGCUGUUGGUCUGCGAUAGAGCACCGUAGAAAAGUGUGUGUGUGUGUGUGUGUGUGUUUCAUUUAAAGGAUAACCGUAUGUAUCUGUUUGAGGUUUUUUGUUUUUUUUUCUUUCCUGAUUCUUAGUUAUAUGCAAAUUUGUACAAAAAAAAAGAAAAAACAACAAACUGUGUUGAUAUUUAUGUAUUAGGUAUAAUCUUGCUAUCCAGCAUUACGACAGCUUAGUAUCAUGUAAAUAAAAACUGUACAGAGAGACAUUA
Molecule: messenger RNA, 3628 nt
Organism: Solea senegalensis (Senegalese sole)
Lineage: Eukaryota; Metazoa; Chordata; Actinopteri; Pleuronectiformes; Soleidae
Product: AN1-type zinc finger protein 5-like
Exons: 6
Coding region: 133-828 (231 amino acids)
Molecular function (GO): DNA binding; zinc ion binding
Source: RefSeq, a predicted model, not a curated record